AUGCAUCCCAAAUCGCUCCAGGUUCUCCUCAGAACCCCGAAUUCCCGCCGCCUCCAAACCCUAACCUUCGAUCCAUCGCAGCCCCAAACCCUCCGCGACCUGAAGCUCUCCCUGAUCCCCGACAAUGGAAACCCCGACGCUUUCUACUUCACCGCCAACGGGAAGCUCCUCUCCGACGACUCGAUCCCCAUCGGCGGCCCCCAGGUCCCCGCUCUCUCCACGCUCACCCUGCGCCACCGGCUCAGCGGCGGCGGUGGCGAUGGCGGCGCGACGGGGGCUGAAUCCCGCGACUGCUACCUCAAGAUGUACGCCGAGAAGAAGCCGGACAAGGUCGACCCCAACGAGCAGCGGCUUUCCAAGUGGGUGAACUGCGCCCUCUCCUACGAGACUCUGCGGCAGCCUUGCGUGAUGGAUCGACUGGGAAAUGUGUUCAAUAAGGAGUCUCUGGUGGAGGCUCUGAUAGGUAAGAAACUGCCCAAAGCUUUUAGUCACAUUAGGGGUUUGAAAGAUAUGAUUGAUAUCAAAUUGGAGCCGAUCCCCGGUGGGGAAUCGAACAAUGCCUGGUUCCAGUGUCCGAUAACUGGGCUGGAGUUCAAUGGGACCUACAAGUUCUUUGCGUUGAGGAAAUGCGGGCAUGUGUUGAGUGCCAAGGCUUUCAACGAGGUGAAGUCGAAAGCUUGUCUGGUUUGUUACAAGGAGUUUGAGGAGUGUGAUAAGAUUGUGAUCAAUGGGAGUGAAGAGGAAGUGGAGGCUUUGAGGGAGAAGAUGGAGGAGGAUAGGGCUAGAGUUGGUAAAGAUAAGAAGCAGAAGAAGGUCAGGAAUGGAGAUGUUGUUGCAGCAGCUGAAGGCGGCGUCUCUAAUGGUGGAGAGAUGGAGGAGUCUGGUAAGAGAUUGAGUGGGAAGAAGCAUGGGAAUGUUGAUGGUAAAGAUGUCGAGAAGGUCAAUGCGAAAUCCGAGAAGUUGAAUGGCAAGAUUGAGAGUGCUGGCACUAACAACAAGAGGUUCAAGGCUGCUGCUGUGGCACCGGCUCAUGCCACGAAGGAGGUUUAUGCAUCGAUCUUUACGUCCUCGAAGAAGAAGUCGGAUUUCAGGGAGACGUACUCUUGUCGAUCUCUGCCUCUCGGCAGGAACUGA
Molecule: messenger RNA, 1134 nt
Organism: Linum tenue
Lineage: Eukaryota; Viridiplantae; Streptophyta; Magnoliopsida; Malpighiales; Linaceae
Source: the annotation of a GenBank genome assembly